Messenger RNA from Acanthosepion pharaonis, 897 nucleotides. The record is from the annotation of a GenBank genome assembly. NCBI's taxonomy places the organism in Eukaryota, Metazoa, Mollusca, Cephalopoda, Sepiida, Sepiidae.
AUGCUUUCUCGGUCAAUACGUGCAGAGACCCGAAGCCGGGCAAAAGAAGACAUCAAAAGAGUCAUAAAUGCAAUAGACAAAGUCAGAAAAUGGGAAAAAAGAUGGGUGACUAUUGGAGACACAACCAUGAAACUGUACAAAUGGGUCCCUGUAUCUAAUCAGGAACCCACCCAAGUAAGUAAUAGAAAUGGUGCCACUCAUCACAACAUAAUGUACAAGAGGAAAGGACCCAAUAAGCGACAUGAAAAGAAUGAAACAGACAAACCUUCUGAACCUGACAAUCAAGAUGGCAACAGUCAAGCUCGAUCAGUCUCGUCCAAGUCCCCGCCACUAGAUGGCAGCGUGUCUGCCAGUAGUGCCAACCAAGAUGGCAACAAGACCACUCCUCCUCCUCCUGCUUCUAGUGUAGCCAAUGCCUCCUCCUCCUCCUCCUCCUCCUCUGAAGCUAAGAACAAUGGCCACGACCCUUCUCCUGCAGCGGAUUCUGCAGCCGAUGUUACUUCUAACUGUUCCUCGCUGAUGCCUGGCAACGUGCCGCCCCUCGAGGACAGCCUAUCUGCCAAUGGCUCAUCCCUGUACACAGAUGAAGGGAACACAAUGCAGUCGCAGGGAUCCAACUACAGUGACAUGUACGGUGCUGGAAACACCUGUAUGAAUGAUGACUCCAACUCCAAUAUGUCAUUCCCAGACCAGUCAAAUCAGGAUUACUCACAGGAUAGCACUGAAGCCGAUCCUGACAUGCGAAUGGCAAGGAGCAUGAUGGGAGAAGAUAGGACUUCACAAACUAAAGAUAGUGCUGAAGACACAAAUGAUUCUGAACCUCCCGUAUUGGAGCCUGAGACAGAUUCUGCUCCAGCUGCAAAGCGUCAUCGCAGGGAAUCAGGUGGCUCCAGUUGA